Molecule: messenger RNA, 1009 nt
Organism: Stegodyphus dumicola
Lineage: Eukaryota; Metazoa; Arthropoda; Arachnida; Araneae; Eresidae
Product: mortality factor 4-like protein 1
Biological process (GO): regulation of DNA-templated transcription; chromatin organization
Cellular component (GO): NuA4 histone acetyltransferase complex; nucleus
Source: RefSeq, a predicted model, not a curated record
AAUGGUAUAAAUAUCUUCCACAGGAAAGGAAAGAAAACAAAGACUGGUAAAGCUGGUUCUAAAAAAGAGCCAACUGAUAGAGAAGCCACAGCAUUGCCUCCUCAGGAAAAAACCCCAAAACAGAAAGGGAAAGAAGUUACUGCACCUCCUCCACCUCCAGCAGCAGAGAGUCAGACUGAUUUACAGCGAAAGAAACGAACUCGUGCUGAGCAAAAUGUUGAAACUGAAGAGGAAUAUAUGCAGAAACUUGAAAUAAAGAUAAAAAUUCCAGAUGAACUCAAACACUGGCUUGUUGACGAUUGGGAUCAAGUAACACGGCAAAAAAAACUGGUCCAGUUACCUGCACGAGUUAAUGUUGAUACUAUAAUUUCUGAUUAUGUCAAGCAAAAGUUAUCGGUUAAAGGAAUUACUCCUAAUAAAGAAACUGCUAUUGUAGAAACAACAAAUGGGAUACGAGAGUAUUUUAAUGUGAUGCUUGUCAAGCAGUUACUUUAUAAAAUAGAACAACCGCAACAUGCUGAGCUCGUUCUUGAAAAUCCAGAUUCAACUGCAUCUCAGCUGUAUGGAGCUAUUCAUCUGUUACGACUAUUUACAAAACUAGGUGGUGCUCUUGCAUAUACAGUUUUGGAUGAAGAUAGUGUAAAUUUACUGACAAAUCAUCUAUAUGACUUUUUAAAAUAUCUGUCCAAAUGCCAGCCAGCUUUAUUUAGUCUAAGUGAUUAUAUUGCAGCAACACCUGAGUAUUUAAAAAAGAUAACUUGAAUUUAAUAUCAUUCAAGAAAAAUAUGGUGAACAUGACUUUACAAAAAAGACUACAGUGGAGCAUGUGUUUUAUAGCAUUUAAAUAAAUUUUCCAUAAUUUUCCAAAAAAGACAACACUGGACCAUGUGUAUUAUAUAUACCAUUUAAAUAAAUUUUCUUUUCAUUUUACCACAAAGUGUUCAUAUUGUAUGAUAUUCAUAUUUGUAAAAUAAAGUUUUUUCAUCUUCUGAAAAGAACAAAUUAUUGA